GCCCGGGCUGGGGCGGGCGGAUGCGAUCAGAGCCGCGCUCGCCGCACUCGGGCAGCGGCUGCGGAGGCGAUGAGAGGCCGGCGGGGCUGAGCCGAGCCGAGCCGCGCCGGGGGAGGCCGAGGGGCUGCGGGCAGCGGCGGCCGCCCGGCCCCGGAUUGAUUUCCGCGGUGCCGGGGGCCGCCGGCAUCCCCCGCCCUGAGCCGGGAGCAGCGGAGCGCCCAGGGCCGAACCAUGUGAGGGACAUUGCCGGGGCUCAGGACACGCGCGGGGGACACAGAGCUCGCCUUUCCCAGGAUGGAUCAGAGGAGGACCUGGCCUCGGCUACUGGACUCUGACAGCUGCUCAGUGGCUCUGCUCUGCCUCCUCCUGGCAUUGCUCUCCAGGAACGUGUCCAGCAAUGCCUCCUUCAACACUUUCCACUCGGAGAACCGGGACUGGACGUUCAACCACCUGACGGUGCACCGGGGCACCGGCGCCGUCUACGUGGGGGCCAUCAACAGGGUCUACAAGCUCUCGGGGAACCUGACCAUCCUGGUGGCUCACAAAACCGGUCCCGAGGAGGACAACAAAUCCUGCUACCCUCCCCUCAUCGUGCAGCCCUGCAGCGAGGUCCUGACGCUCACCAACAACGUCAACAAGCUGCUCAUCAUCGACUACUCCGAGAACCGGCUGCUGGCCUGCGGCAGCCUCUACCAGGGCGUCUGCAAGCUGCUGCGCCUCGACGACCUCUUCAUCCUGGUGGAGCCCUCGCACAAGAAGGAGCAUUACCUGUCCAGCGUCAACAAGACGGGCACCAUGUACGGGGUGAUCGUGCGCUCCGAGGGCGAGGACGGGAAGCUCUUCAUCGGCACGGCCGUGGAUGGCAAGCAGGAUUAUUUCCCCACCCUGUCCAGCCGCAAGCUGCCCCGGGACCCGGAGUCCUCGGCGAUGUUGGAUUACGAGCUCCACAGCGACUUUGUCUCGUCCCUCAUCAAAAUCCCCUCGGACACGCUGGCCCUGGUUUCGCACUUUGACAUUUUUUACAUCUACGGCUUCGCCAGUGGGAACUUCGUGUAUUUCCUGACGGUGCAGCCGGAGACCCCCGAGGGCGUCUCCAUCAACUCCGCCAGCGACCUCUUCUACACCUCGCGCAUUGUCCGCCUGUGCAAGGACGACCCCAAGUUCCACUCGUACGUGUCGCUGCCCUUCGGCUGUGUCAGAGGUGACACCGAGUACCGCCUGCUGCAGGCCGCCUACCUGGCCAAGCCCGGGGAGGUGCUGGCCAGGGCCCUCAACAUCACAGCACAGGAGGACGUGCUCUUUGCCAUCUUCUCCAAGGGGCAGAAGCAGUACCACCAGCCGCCCGACGACUCGGCGCUCUGCGCCUUCCCCAUCCGCACCAUCAACGCCCACAUCAAGGAGCGCCUGCAGUCCUGCUACCAGGGCGAGGGCAACCUGGAGCUCAACUGGCUGCUGGGCAAGGACGUGCAGUGCACCAAAGCGCCAGUCCCCAUCGAUGACAACUUCUGUGGGCUGGACAUCAACCAGCCCCUGGGGGGCUCGGUGCCCGUGGAGGGGGUGACGCUCUUCACCUCCAGCCGCGACCGCAUGACCUCCGUGGCUUCCUACGUCUACAACGGCUACAGCGUGGUCUUCGUGGGCACCAAGACGGGCAGGCUGAAGAAGAUCCGGGCGGAUGGGCCGCCCCAGGGUGGGAUCCAGUACGAGGUGGUGCCGGUGUUCAAGGACGGCAGCCCGGUGCUGCGGGACAUGGCCUUCUCCACGGACCACAAGUACCUGUACGUCAUGUCAGAGCGCCAGGUGUCCAGGGUGCCCGUGGAGUCCUGUGAGCAGUACACGACCUGCCAGGAGUGCCUGAGCUCGGGGGAUCCCCACUGCGGCUGGUGCUCCCUGCACCACAUGUGCUCCCCGAGGGACCGCUGUGAGCGGGCAGAGGAGCCGUUCCGCUUCGCCGGGAGCAUCGGGCAGUGCCUGAGCGUGGCCGUGCAGCCCAGCAGCAUCUCGGUGUCAGAGCACAGCCUCCCGCUCAGGCUGCGGGUGAGUGACGCUCCAGACCUCAGCGCCGGGGUCAGCUGCCUCUUCGGGAACCUCAGCGAGGUGGAGGGGCAGGUGUCGGGCAGCCAGGUGCUCUGCGUGUCCCCGGCAGCCAGAGAUGUCCCUGCCAUCCCCGUGGAUCAGGACUGGUUCGGUGUCGUGCUCCAGCUGAAGUCCCGGGAGACGGGCAGGACCUUCGUCAGCACCGAGUUCAAGUUCUACAACUGCAGCGCCCACCAGCUGUGCCUGUCCUGUGUGAACAGUGCCUUCCGCUGCCACUGGUGCAAGUACAGGAACCUGUGCACCCACGACCCCACCACCUGCUCCUUCCAGGAGGGGAGGAUCAACGUCUCCGAGGACUGCCCGCAGCUGUUCCCCACGGAGGAGAUCCUGAUCCCGGUGGGAGAGGUGAAGCCCAUCACGCUGAAGGCCAGGAACCUGCCGCAGCCCCAGUCGGGCCAGAGGGGCUACGAGUGCGUGCUCAGCAUCCAGGGCAUCGUGCACAGGGUGCCCGCCCUGCGCUUCAACAGCUCCAGCGUGCAGUGCCAGAACAGCUCGUACCUCUAUGAUGGGAUGGACAUCAGCAACCUGGCAGUGGACUUUGCCGUGGUUUGGAACGGGAACUUCGUCAUUGACAACCCGGAGAACCUGAAAGUGCACCUGUACAAGUGCGCGGCGCAGCGCGAGAGCUGCGGGCUGUGCCUCAAGGCCGAGCCGCGGUUCGCGUGCGGCUGGUGCAGCGGCGAGGGGCGCUGCACCCUGCGGCCCCACUGCAGCUCCCCCGGCGCCCUGCCCUGGCUCCACUGGGCUGGACACAACGUCAAGUGCUCCAACCCGCGCAUCACCGAGAUCCUGACGGUGUCGGGGCCCCCGGAAGGAGGGACCAGGGUGACCAUCCGUGGUGUGAACCUGGGCCUGGACUUCUCGGAGAUCGCGCAGGGCGUGCAGGUGGCCGGGGUGCAGUGCACGCCCCUGCCCGAGCACUACGUGGUGGCCGAGCAGAUCGUCUGUGAAAUGGGGCAGGCGCUUCCAGGGAUCAGCUCCGGCCCAGUGCUCCUGUGCAUCGGAGAGUGCAAGCCCGAGUUCACGGCCAAGUCAGCGCAGCACUACGUGUUCGUGACUCCAGCCGUGAGUUUCCUGAGCCCCAGCCGUGGCCCGGAGUCGGGAGGGACCAUGGUGACCAUCUCUGGCCACCACCUGGGCGCUGGCAGCCGCGUCUCCGUGCUCCUGGGGAACCAGACCUGCGAAUUCCUCCAGCGAUCCAUGGAUGAGAUUGUUUGUGUGUCAGCGCCCUCAGCCCACGGCCUGGGGGCUGUUCAGGUCUCUGUCAGCGUGGACAGGGCUCAGCUGGAGAGGACUUUGCUGUUUGAGUACAUCGACGACCCCAAGGUGCAGCACAUCGAGCCCGAGUGGAGCAUCGCCAGCGGCCACACGCCCCUGACUGUCACCGGCUCCAACCUGGACGUGAUCCAGGAGCCGCGGAUCCGCGUCAAGCACAACGGCAAGGAGUUCAUCAACGUGAUCCAUGAUCCCUGCUUCAUCUUCAACAACGUCCAGUCCCUGCUGCUCUACAACCACACCAAGUUCAUCUACUACCCCGACCCCACCUUUGAAAUGCUGAGCUCCACCGGGGUGCUGGAGCAGAAGCCGGGCUCUCCCAUCAUCCUGAAGGGCAGGAACCUGUGCCCGCCCGCCCCGGGAGGAGCCAAGCUCAACUACACGGUGCUGAUCGGGGAGACGCCCUGCGCCGUCACCGUGUCCGAGACACAGCUGCUGUGCGAGCCCCCCACCCUCAGCGGGCAGCACAGAGUGAUGGUGCGUGUUGGGGGGGUCGCCUUCUCCCCUGGCUCGGUGAGCAUCGUCUCUGACAGCCUGCUCACCCUGCCCGCCAUCGUCAGCAUCGCGGCCGGCGGCUCCCUGCUCCUCAUCAUCGUCAUCAUCGUCCUCAUCGCCUACAAGCGCAAGUCCCGCGAGAACGACCUCACCCUCAAGAGGCUGCAGAUGCAGAUGGACAACCUGGAGUCCCGGGUGGCCCUGGAGUGCAAGGAGGCCUUUGCAGAGCUGCAGACGGACAUCAACGAGCUGACCAGCGACCUGGACCGUUCGGGGAUCCCCUACCUGGACUACCGCACCUACGCCAUGCGCGUGCUGUUCCCGGGCAUCGAGGAUCACCCGGUGCUGAGGGAGCUGGAGGUGCAGGGGAACGGGCAGCAGAGCGUGGAGAAGGCCCUGAAGCUCUUUGCCCAGCUGAUCAACAACAAGGUGUUCCUGCUGACCUUCAUCCGCACGCUGGAGCUGCAGCGCAGCUUCUCCAUGCGCGACCGCGGCAACGUGGCCUCGCUGAUCAUGACGGGGCUGCAGGGCAAGCUGGAGUACGCCACUGACGUCCUCAAGCAGCUGCUCUCCGACCUCAUCGAGAAGAACCUGGAGAACAAGAACCACCCCAAGCUGCUCCUGCGCAGGACCGAGUCUGUGGCCGAGAAGAUGCUGACCAACUGGUUUGCCUUCCUGCUCCACAGGUUCCUCAAGGAAUGUGCUGGGGAGCCCCUGUUCAUGCUCUACUGUGCCAUCAAGCAGCAGAUGGAGAAGGGCCCCAUCGAUGCCAUCACGGGGGAGGCGCGGUACUCCCUGAGCGAGGACAAGCUCAUCCGGCAGCAGAUCGAGUACAAGACCCUGAUCCUGAACUGUGUGAACCCAGACAACGAGAACAGCCCAGAGAUCCCUGUGAAGGUGCUGAACUGCGACACCAUCACCCAGGUCAAGGAGAAGAUCCUGGAUGCUGUGUACAAAAACGUCCCCUACUCCCAGAGACCCAGAGCUGUGGACAUGGACUUGGAGUGGCGGCAGGGCCGGAUUGCCCGCGUGGUGCUGCAGGAUGAGGACAUCACCACCAAGAUCGAGGGCGACUGGAAGCGCCUGAACACCCUGGUGCACUACCAGGUGUCAGACCGCUCCGUGGUGGCUCUGGUGCCCAAGCAAACCUCCUCCUACAACAUCCCUGCCUCUGCCAGCAUCUCCCGCACAUCCAUCAGCAGAUAUGACUCCACGUUCCGCUACACGGGCAGCCCCGACAGCCUCCGCUCGCGCGCGCCCAUGAUCACCCCCGACCUGGAGAGCGGCGUCAAGGUCUGGCACCUGGUCAAGAACCACGACCACGGCGACCAGAAGGAAGGGGACAGGGGCAGCAAGAUGGUGUCUGAGAUCUACCUGACCAGGCUGCUGGCUACAAAGGGCACGCUGCAGAAGUUCGUGGAUGACCUGUUUGAGACGCUGUUCAGCACGGUGCACCGCGGCAGCGCCCUGCCCCUGGCCAUCAAGUACAUGUUUGACUUCCUGGACGAGCAGGCGGACAAGCACGGCAUCCACGACACCGACGUCCGGCACACCUGGAAGAGCAACUGCCUUCCCCUCCGCUUCUGGGUGAACGUGAUCAAAAACCCUCAGUUCGUGUUCGACAUCCACAAGGGCAGCAUCACGGACGCCUGCCUGUCCGUGGUGGCUCAGACCUUCAUGGAUUCCUGCUCCACCUCCGAGCACCGCCUGGGCAAGGACUCCCCCUCCAACAAGCUGCUGUACGCCAAGGACAUCCCCAGCUACAAGAGCUGGGUGGAGAGGUAUUACGCCGACAUUGCCAAGCUCCCGGCCAUCAGUGACCAGGACAUGAACGCCUACCUCGCCGAGCAGUCGCGCCUGCACGCCGUGGAGUUUAACAUGCUGAGCGCCCUCAACGAGAUCUACUCCUACGUCAGCAAGUACAGCGAGGAGCUCAUCGGAGCUCUGGAGCAGGAUGAGCAGGCUCGGAGGCAGCGUUUGGCUUACAAAGUAGAGCAACUCAUUGGGGCCAUGUCCUUCGAGAGCUGAAGAAAGGUCACGGGCAGCAAAGGGCAGAGCAUCGCACGGACUCUCGGGAAUUCGGAGGGAGAACAAGCAAGGAAGGCACUGGACACACCCCCUGAGGCUCUUCUGGAGAGAGCAGAGCCUGGCUCAAGGACUGGCUGUGUUCAAAAAUCAUACAGGAUCCAUUUGAAAGGGCAGGAAGGGAAGAAGAUGAAGCAUCUCCAUCACAGUCCAAGCAAGGUGGAUCAUUUUUUUGAGUGUACGCGCAAAGAAGGAACCUGGAAAGUCUGGAUGUCUCCACGACUGCUGCUUUGCAUGAAAAUUGUUUAAUGUAUAUUGGAAAAUAAAACUUUAUUUAAAGGGGUUUUUUUAAAAAAAAAAAAAACAGGAAGAAAAAGGAAAAAAAAUUGAGCAAAAACCACAGAGGCCAUAGAGAUAAUCCUGGCAAGAAGGAUCAGCUCUGAAUCCUGUCCCUGAGAGCCUUCCAAGGACACGGCUCAGGCAUUCUGCAAAUGGACUGUCACACAAUUGGAACAUCUGGAAAACCAAAAUGUCUUCGUUUUGGAUUCUUACAACACAUAGGAGCACAAGUUUGCACCACACCUUUUUACACAAGCGAAAUAGCAGUUUUGCCCAAAAAUAGUCCGGUGGCUGAGUAACUUAGAGGCAUUAGAAGGAACUUUACCUGAAUUGCAAAACCACCAGAUCAUCCGACCUGUCUUGAAAUCCAGCUUUAUCCAUGUAUUUAUAUAGUGUCAAUACAUAUAUUUUUUUUUAAAUCCCAUUUACUGUCGAAUGAGGGAAGAUUUGAAUUUCAUUGCUUUUCCCUUUUCCACUUCCAUCCCACCUCACUGGCUGAUCCAGCAGUGUCCAGCAGUGUCCAGCAUGGCCAUGGUGAUCCAGCAGUGUCCAGCAGUGUCCAGCAGUGUCCAGCAUGACCACAAUGAUCCAACAGUGACCAACACUGAUCCAUUCAGUGUCCACUGCUGGUUCCUGCAGGUGCCACGUGAGCCAAGGCAGAGCUGGGCUGACACCUCCAGGGUGGGUUUUGGGGGCCUCCAGCAUCCAGCUCUGAUUUCUCACAGCAAAACCCCCCAAACCCUGAUGUUUACGGUGACAAUACUUGAAGAGCCUGGAUGCUGGGAGAGCAGAUCUUUGUUGAUUUUCUGCUGGAUGUGCAGUCCUUGGGCACAGGCUUCCUUUGGGUGUCUCCUCCAGCGUUUGCCGCCUCACCCAGGGCCAGGACUUGCAUUUCCACUGGGAAAGGGAGAGAAAUCUCUGCUCCAGGCAAGAGCAAACCUUAACCAGCAGCCCCAGGCCAGCCAGCUCUGCUGUCGUGUCUCUGUGUCGGCGUCUCAUUGUUCUCCUCAGUUCCUUGCUGGCCCCACGGCACACGCUCCUGUGGCCAGGGACAGGCAAAUGUUUGUGAGUGUUAUUUCUUUUCUAAGACACCAAAGCUUAUGUGUGUCCCUUUGUAGAGUGCCAGGAGGGGAAGGAGUGCUGUAAAUAUUUCUCUCUGUAGUAAAUAUUGAUAACGUGUGCAGGCUGCAGUGGGGAGGGCAGGGAGAGGAGGCCUGAUGGAAAUACAAGAGUUGGCUGCAGGAGCUUGGCAAUGGCAGCAAAAUAAUUCCUGGUGUCUGCCCAGGCAGUGUCACACCAGACUGGGACCUUCGUUUGCAGCCAGUGUGUGUUGAAGGAAAAUCCAUUUCCAUCUCCAUCCCCCUCCUCCACCAUUCCUGCCUGGAGGAGCCCAGCAGGGCUCCCAGAGAGCUGCUGGCCUUCUGUGUCCUGCAGUCCAGCACCAGGAGAGGGGAGAAGCACGUAGAGAAAUACUCAGGAAACUUGGUUUAAUUACCAUUCAGUAAAAGCCAUGCCAAGUCCACUUUCUUUUGGUAAUCCACUUCUGUGAGUCUCUCUGAAAAGCAGAAAAUACUGAUGAUAAUAAUCAACCUUGUGCAAUAAGUUCUUGACAUUUGCAGCAGCCUGAGCACUGGAUUUACUGAGACAGGGGGAGAGUGGUAGAAACAGAGACUGAAAGGCAGAGCAGUGUUUGUACUGCCUGUUAUCCAAGAGUUCCCUUCCCAGGGAUCCUGCUCCUGCACGGUGAAUCUCAUUUCUGAGGCAAAAAAUGUGCAAAAGUCCUGCUAAAAGUCAGGCACUGCAGAGCCCAGGAACGUCAUUGGAGCAGUCCCCAGCCUGGCCUGCUCUUUGCUGCAGGUACCCCAGGGCAUGGCACAGGGUCAGCCUUUGAAAUCCUGCAGGUUUUUUGCUGGUUCUGCUCCUGCUGAUCACAGUGAUCCAUCACACAGCUUAGGUAAGGGAUUGCCAGGUCUGUCCUAGCUGUGGUCGUUGGUUUGGGUUCACCAAGUUCUCAUGGUACUCUGAAACCCAAAGAGAGCACUCCAAAAAGUUCCUGAAGGACUUCCAAACGCUUCCAAAUACCAGUCUGGGGAGUUACCUCUGCAGGAUUCACAAAACACGAGUUCAGCCCAAAGCAAAGGCCUGGCUGUGCACCACCUGGGCCUGCUGACAGUGUCCCUGCCCCACAGCCCUCAUGGUGCUCCUCUCUGCAUCUCUUUGAGAGGCUCUUGUGUAGCUUUUCAUCCUCCUGCUUUCCUCCUCCUGCUCCCUCCCCUCUGGCCAGGAGCACCCCCAAGCCAAGGCUUUGUCAUUUCCCUCCCCCGUAUUUUCUCAGCAGAAAUGGAGAUCCCCCCACACCCCCUGGAUUCUCUGGGAGGACAUUAAGGUGGCAAGGGGACAACUGAGUUCAUCUUCUGUGCUGUGGGACGAUUCGAGCAGAGAGAAGAAAAAGGAGGAAGCAGCAGGAGCACUUUGCAAACCAGUAAGCUCUUACACUUCUGACUGAAUCCCAAAGGAAACAGCAAAAACUCCUCUUCCAUCACCUGGAAAAGCUUUGGGAGUACGGCAGAGGGAACAGCACAGUCCUGGCUGGAGGGGAGGCCUAGAAAUACAUUGCCAGGAAUCUUCUCAUGGUGGUUGACAUUAAUUAUGGAUCUUUACAGGCAAUUAUAUGGAUUGAAGCAACAUAUCCCCCUGGGGCAGAGUGCUGGGAAUCUCUUGCCCUGUUUGCAUCCAACAUUUCCAUUCCUCCUUCGGGAGGAGGAAGCUUCAGAUCUCAAAAAUGGCAUUUUCUUCGCACUGGCAGCAAACUGGACUCGAGGGUUGGUCGGGAGGGGGCACUUGCCUUAGAUGAAACGAUUUCAUGUCCCUCUCAUUGCCCCCCUCCUCCUGCAAGGCUGCCCAGAGUUUGGAGUCUCCAGCUCCCUGCGUUUCAGGUAUUCCAACAUCAAAGUGGGAGACGUCACUUGCCGGGAUCUCUCUGCCUGGUGUCACCGCUUGAAUAAUUCCCUUUAAUCUUCUGCUCACGAGCUAUCAAAGCACCCACUCCGAGGGGGAGCGAGGUGCUAAUCAAACGCUUCUCCACCUUGAAAGCCUUUACUAAACCCCACAGAGGAGAGGGGAGCUCGCAGGCACGGCUGGCCCUGCCCGAGCCCCACCAAGGAGCCGCAGCCACCAAAGCCCAGAGGGUGUGGACAGCGAGGGCUCCACACUUUGCCAUAAAGGAUGGGUUUGAAGGGAGGCAGGAGGGAUCAGCACAGCUGGAAACCCUGGGAAAUCCAGCACCCUGGAAACCCUGGAUACCCUGUCUGCAGCAGUGAGGACCCAGAGAAAUGAAACAGCUGCCACGGCCUGGCUGCAUCCCAGCAGCAUCACAGGUGUGGAAUUCCAGGUUUUUCCCUGAGGGAUGGCCGUGGGGACAGCAGUGCCUCCCCAGGGCUGGGGCUGUGACACGCUGGGGACGGUGAGUGCAAUGCCAACCUUCAUCACAGCAGUGCCUUCCACACUCUGUCUUAAAAUCCUGGUGGCCCAUCCCCACGUCAGUGUUCCCUCCGACCUACCACUGGACUCCACAAAAAAUGUCCCAACGUAGGAAACAGUUUGGGUGGGCGCAUGGAGGGCAAAGGCCAGAGGGUUUAGGGCUCUGGGGUUGCAUUCUGCCCACUGCUGGCUCCGAGCUCCUUGUGGGGGUCUUGGUGUUUAAAUCUGUGUGGAAAAAGGAUCAGAGCAUCCCCUCCUGCAGUGGGCACAGCCUCCAAACAAGGUCUCAUUCCCAGAGGUCCCCAGGAGCCAGCAGGGAUGAGGAAGGCCAGGUUGGCACAGGGCAGAGCAGCUCCCAGCACGGCCCCUGUGCUGCUCCAGAGCCUCGAGCCCCUUCCCUGGCAGCAGCCCAGCCACGUUCUCCUGUCACUGGCUGUUCUCCAUCCAGUUUCCUGUGCUGUCAGAGCUCACCUGUCACAGGGACUCAGCUCCCCAAACUAAAUGAAACUGAAAGAGACUGACUUGAAUAAGCUGGGCCAUCAGGGAGAGCUCGCGAGUGGCUGUGCCCUGGAGAGAAGAAAAAAUGUUCCGAGGAGGGGAAAUAACUGACAUCAAAGAUGCAUUAAAAUGCCACAGAGCUUCAGCCAUCCUAUUCCAGAUCCACAUUUGUACCGGGAAUUGCAAGGCAAUAGUGCAGGGAGCUGUGACAUUGUACAGAGAUGUGUGUGAGGAGGAGCUCGGAGCACAGUCCUGUCCUUGCUGCAAACACCCAGCCUGGACCCAAAACCAGAGGCCAGCGGGUCAGAGGCUGAGGGCAAAGCACUGGGGCCAGCUCUGAGGCCACCUGCAUGGGCAGGAUGGUUUGGUUUUACUGACGAGACAUUCAGUGGGGAAACAAUCAGAGUAAGAGAUGUGUGCACAGCGAAGGCACCGCUGGGGAUCUGCUGAGCUGAGCAACCCCAAAUGUGCAGUUUCAGUGCACUUUGGUCGGGUUAGUUUUGCAGGGGAAGAGGAUGGGAGGUUUGCACCAGUUUUGGCUGUCUGGAAGGCUUUGUGAAAGCCCCUUCACCCUGAAAACCCCCAGAUUUGGGUGCUGGUCCUGUUCUGGCCAGGCCUUGGAACAGCAGCAAGAGCCCCAGCUGUGGGUGUGCCUGGUGCCUUCCUGGCUCCUGGAAGAAAACUGGGGCUCUGUGGUGUGUGCCCUGCACCCCAGGGUGCUCUUUGGGGCGCUGGGACCGUGCUGGGGUCAGAGAAGGGGAGGUGGAAGGCUGGGGCAGUGUGGGAUGGCAGAGCCCUCUGCUCCAUGCUGGAAAAGCCACUCCAGCCCCUCCAGGGUGUCUGUGCCCGCCUGGCUGAGGUGGCACCAGCGGUGUUGUGGCCGUGCUGUGAGCAUGGCAGUGUCUCUGUGCUUGUUCUUUCAGAUCCCCCUUUGUCCCUGUGUUUCCCAUCCCUCUCCUUCCUUUGUAACCGUGGAAUAUAAUCCUGAAAAAAUUCCCUUUCUGCAGCGUUGAGGAACACGCCCCAAGGGCCCACAGGGUCCAUCCACUUGCACGGACAAUAUCCCAAAUAUCCCAAACUCCCUGGGCCUCCCAGGGCUGCCAAAUCAAACACCAGAUCUCCUGGAUGGCCUUUCCUUUGGGAUUUUUAAUACCUCUCUUUCGAAUAAGCUUGGAAGUUUAUGUUGUUAUGCAACAGCUUCUCCAGCCGGCGCUCCCCUCCCGAGGACUGGGCACACAAAGGGGCACGAGGAGCCCUGGGGAGGGAAAAAAGCUGAUUUGGCCACGUUAUUCAUGGCUUCAGAAGGUAGAAAUGUCCUUCUCUUACUGCUGAGUUCUGGUGCUGAUGGCACCUUGGAGAAGCAGCAAGGGGAAAGGGAAUGUACAGGUACUAAAACUUCUGGAGUGCCCCCAAAAACGUCACAGAAUGUAGAGGUAUCAGCCAUGGAACAGAUUCUGAUAUUUCCUCUUCCCCUUCUCCUUACAGAGCAACCCCCAGCAGUUUUAGGGGAUUUGUGUGUUGGCAGGAACAAGGAAUUGAUUUGUAUCUGUGCCCAUUCCACCGUAUCCUUCUCUGGCUCCUCCCCUCCCCGUUAUACUUGACACACUGGAGUUCUGUAUUAUAUUUUUUUUUAAGAUGAUUGUCUGUUUUUUGUUGUUUUUACAAGUGUUGUGGAAAAAAAAUGUAAGAAAGUUUAAGUAUUUAAAAAUGUUCCAAGGAAAUAAAAGGGGGUUUUGUUAUUAUUCUAAUAUAUUAUUGUGUACCUAUUGUAAAUAUGAAACACUCCUAUUUUGCAAGCCAAGGACUCACUUUGUACUGUUGUUAUAUAUAAAUAAAGUUUACUGGUUAAAAAACCC
Molecule: messenger RNA, 12065 nt
Organism: Camarhynchus parvulus
Lineage: Eukaryota; Metazoa; Chordata; Aves; Passeriformes; Thraupidae
Gene: PLXNA2
Product: plexin A2
Exons: 33
Coding region: 295-5895 (1866 amino acids)
Biological process (GO): negative regulation of cell adhesion; positive regulation of axonogenesis; semaphorin-plexin signaling pathway involved in axon guidance
Cellular component (GO): semaphorin receptor complex
Molecular function (GO): protein binding; semaphorin receptor activity
Source: RefSeq, a predicted model, not a curated record